This is a messenger RNA of Lactuca saligna, 2495 nucleotides long. The record is from the annotation of a GenBank genome assembly. NCBI's taxonomy places the organism in Eukaryota, Viridiplantae, Streptophyta, Magnoliopsida, Asterales, Asteraceae.
CACGUCCGCAUCAUCUACUCAUCACGUGUUUUCCUCAUGACUCAUGAGUUAUGAACCCCCACCUCAUCGUAAUCUCAUCAAGGGCGAAGAUUCGAUAAGUUCAUAUUCCAAAGUCUUUAAAAUCGGUCCAAAAUAUAUUUCCUUACUUCUAUUGCACAACACCGUCAAACAUCCUUUCUCCGUUUCCUCGACUCGAAUCGACUUUCCCUAAAAUCUCAGUUUUCUGUUACGAAUUCAAUUCUUUUCAGUUUCUUCCGUUUCUCUCUCUCACACACACAAACACAAAGGAAGACACACACUAAACAAGAUCAGAGAUGAUGUCAAUUGAAAGGCUUUGUUCGCUUGAAAUUCUGUGUGGAGUUCAAGAAGAAGUUCUCACAACGAUGGAUCAAAUAGCUCGAAGGUUUCCGAAAAAUUCUAUACAGAGUACGCCCCGAUGUUGUAAAUUUAGGGUAGUUUUCUUCUAAGUACAAUACAAUCAGAUAAUCAUCAGGAGUGACUUCUGGAAUUUUUCGUCAAUUUUAUGUUUUAAAUUUGGAAGAUCGUAUAUCCGAAUCGGUUUUUAUCACUUUUUUUACGUUGCUAAAAAACUCUUCGUUUUCUUAGUUGUAAGUAAUAGUUAGAAGUUUCGGUGGAAUUAUAUAAUCCUAGGGUUUCGUAUGUGCUCUUUCCUUUCUAAGAUCUGAUAGUUCUGGUUGGCGUUGCUGUUUAAGCUUUUAGAUAAGUAAAUUGAAUGGCGGGAAGUAGUAGUGCGUUAGGGUUCCCGAAGAGUCAAUGCUGUAGCAGUUUAAGAGAACAAUUGGCGAGAACUACAUUGCGAAACGUGAGAUUAAAGGGUCACUCGUAUGUAGAGCUUAGGGAAGAUAACAAGAAGCCUAUAUUCUUCUGCGUUUUGUGUCUGUCUCCAUGCCAUAACGAUUCAGUUCUACACGAUCAUCUUCGCGGGAAUCUCCAUAAGAAGAACUAUGAAGCUGCUAAGUCUACCUUGCUGAAAGAGAAUCCUUGGCCCUUUAACGAUGGGAUGCUUUUCUUUCAUACUCCAUGUAAUGAAAAGAGUCCCUUGCUAACUUCAAACCCUAACUUAGGAAGUAAUUUGCUGUUGGAGAGUAAUGAGAACAAUAGUCUUGCCAUUGUUACUUCUAAUGGAAGCCCAAGUUCACUUGGAGGUGAUGACAAUAUGGAUGUUGAUGAAAAUGGGUAUCAUUUGAUUGUACCACAGGUUCUGCAUAAAGAUAGACUUACUGAUCUAGAAGUUAGAUCAAUUGGUCUUGGGAAAAUUGGUGUUAGAUACUAUGAAAAAGAUGGAGUUAGAAAGUGUAUCAGUAGAAUCUGGUGUGAAUGGCUUGGGGAUUGUCAUCCUAAUCAAGAUGAUACAAAUACAAAUACAACCCCACAUCAUGACUUUGCGAUUCUGUCAUUUUCAUUUAACUAUGACAUGGGCAGAAAGAAUGUGCUAGAUGAAAUGUUGUUUUUGCCUUCCUCAGAACUAAACAAGGAGAACAGAGGAAAGAAGAGGAAGUCAUUCUCUGAUCCAGAAGAUAUGAGUGAAUCUUUGAGCAAUCAGUGCGAAUCUUCAGGGGAAGAAUACUUAACUUCUGUUGACUCUAGCUCAAGAAAACUUGUAAAAUACGAUGAUAACUCACUGAAAUUGGGAAUUAUACCUAGCCGAAGUGUGAGGAAAGAGUUAAGGGUGCAUCGACGUGUAGCUUCAGAAAGAGUGUGUGAUAUCUGUCAACAUAAGAUUCUUCUUGGUAAAGAUGUGGCUACACUUCUCAACAUGAAGACUGGUAGACUUGUUUGCAGCAGUAGAAACUUGAAUGGGGCGUUUCAUGUAUUUCACAUUUCGUGCCUUGUUCACUGGGUGCUUUUCUGUGAGUAUGAAGUUUAUACAAAACAACUAGUUGCUCCUAAAGUAAAGAAGCGAGGUAGAAGGAAGAAAGGUGUGAAUAUUACUGAAGCUGAAAAGGAGGAAAGAAAGCAAAUUUAUUGUGCAUUUUGUCCAGAAUGCCAGGGGACUGGUAUAGACAUUGAUGGAGAUGAGUUAGAGAAACCAACAGUCUCCUUGUCUGAGAUGUUCAGGUAUAAAAUGAAAGCAAGUGAUGGACACAGAGAAUAUAGAAAAUGUCCUGAAAUGUUGCAAAAUUGCUCAACAGGGUUUCAUUUUCCUACCCAGUCUGAAGAAACAAUGCAGGAAAACGUGACACCAUUGAAGAUGCUUCGAUUCUAUCGUGCUGUUUGAGUAAUGAGUAGUGGCUUCAUUGUAUGUAUGUAGUUGUACAUUGGAAAAACAUCUCAAGUAGGUCCUUGUAGUUUGUAAAUGUACAUGUGUAUCAUUUCAAGUAUAUGGUUCUUUGUUUGGGUUGUGGUUAAUAAUUUCUAUUUUUUUGUAUGUUUUUUUUAUUAUAUAACAAAUUAAUUGAACACAAGAUGUUGAAACAUUGAGUAUGUAUUGUAAUGAAGAACCAAUUCAUGGCCGUUGUAUGGAUAAAUGAUGC